CGUGAUUUAGAGACGCGUCUAACAGCUCUCCACUACGACAGUGCAAACGAUUUUGCAUUCAAUUCAGUCUUACCAAAGCGACCCGAUGCAGUUACAGCUCAUGUUGUUACUCACUCACGCGUUACCCACCUCUUCGCACGCGGUCCUUGCCCAGUAAGGCUGGACCUGCAGCUGCAACUGUUGCCUGUGCCUGCCGCAGCGGCUACGCCAAACUCGCCCGCGCAAACAAGCCGUUGGCCUGCCAGCUCACUCAGCCAUGAGCGCGCAGCAUCAAGAUAAUCAGCAGUCCCACGCUGCGGAUGAGCCGGCUGCUUCUACCUCACCCUCGCCGCCGCGCCGCGAUCCUGCCAAAGACGCAGACGACAAUUUUACCCGUAAACGCCAGCGACUAGAUGACGGCGGUGUUGUUCUGCGCGCAAUGUCGACCGACCCAGAUUCGCCAAGUAGAGCAAUCACGUCGCCCCACAAAGAGAUGGUAGCCAUGACCAUACAAGAGCAUUCGCCUCCAUCUCCCUCGCCCGCGGACGGCCUAGGGCACAAGCACAUUGUUAUUGAACCCUCCGCCAGCCAAGAACCAGCACCCGUGCACUCGAUCGCGAUGUUAGACGGUGCCGAAGAUGACCCUACAAGUCCACCUAUCAUCGAGAUCAUAGACGAUGAUGACGACGAUGUGUCAGCGAGCGUCACGGUGCAACUCAGUGCCGAGGAUACCUUCAAGCAGUUCCCUUAUCACGAGCGCUUCAAGACCGCUUCACACACACUGCGUGUAAUCACCGACCAUAUACAGAAGAAUCAAGAUAUUCCUCCCGACCUUCUUCCCUCGCUAGCCCACUGGCUACAAAGCCUCCCUAAUGACAGUCCGGGCCAUCUGCAAAGCUUCUACGUGAGCAAAGCAACCUUUUGGAUUGACUUUGCGGAUUUGGUUGAAAGGCUUUUGAAGCGGAGAUACCCAUUCGGUGAAAAUUUUGGCGAUGACCUCGCAGUGGACGAUGCCUUCUCCGGAUUCUUCGGCGCUUACGUGGGGUUGUGCUCUCAACUCUUUCUUGUUGAUGCAUACCUGCUGAAACGGUCGCGACCCGAGGAACACAGCCCGUCACCUCUCCUGAGCGAAAAGCAUUUGUAUCAUCUUCAUUCGAUCCUUCGCACCGAAAAGGCUCCGCUGUUCCAUCUCCUGCGCAAACAGCACGAUGUUGACAUGAGCGACAUGAGCAAUCGACUGCAUGUCGCCUUCCUCGCUGCCAACGGUGCCGAGAACCUUCUGCGUCUAGCCGACGAAGCUUUUGGUAAAAUACCCACAACACUACAAAACCAGAUGGCUCUGUACAUAUGCCAGGUUCUGGGAGCCUUGGGUUGGACCGUAGAUCGAGGCCACCGCCAAGGCCUGGGCAUUGACCCAGAAGAGUACUACCGCAGGACCCAGCUUUUCUUUCGCAAGUACACCGAAGACCUCCAAGACCCAGCAAAAAUUGUCGACGCUGGCAUGGCAAGGGAGUUGAUUUUGUGCUUCUCUGCUCUAGUCCAAGAGCUCAGCCAGUGGAGCGAGAGCAGCGCUAGGAUUCUGGCGGACGAGAUACUAGACAUGCAGGCCACAGGCUCACCCACAGUUUCCUCACCUGUGGACGCACCGAUGAUUGGGGCCACGAACGAAUAUCGCCAACAUCCCGAUUUCCUCCCCAUUCUGAUUGCGAAUGCUUGGAAGUUCAACUUGCUGCGCAGGUACAUCGUGAAAGGACGAAUGGAACUGCGGGUCAUGAGCAUUACCUUCAUGGAUGAAGCACUAGUGACUGUGUACAAAGAGUACAAUGAUCCCGAAUCGACUGUUAAACACCCUGUCCUGAGACACCUAGCAGAUGUACUCCUGCACGGGCGGGUGGUGGACUACAUCAUCAGUGCGGACUCGCAUCCACAGUUGAUCUCUCGAAGUGGGAACGUUGCCGGGUUUCUGAUUGUCACUGACCGAUGGAUGGAUAGUCAAGCCGACGCCAUCUGGAACAUUGUGUCUCACAGCCCGGAUCCACGCAUGGUCACAGCCACUAUGACGAUGCUUCACAGCUUUAUUAAUUUGAUGAAUCCUUCAGAUCAUCUUUACUUUUGCAUGAAGCUUUACAACUUGCCCGUCGAAAAGUUUACGGCGGACAUAUUACGGUUCUUGCGAGAGCUAUUCAGCAGGCUUUUGGAGCGAACGUCAUCCAUAGAUUGGACUUUGAGAGACAAAACCGCACGACCUUGGAAUGUCUGCGUCCGGCUGCUCCAAGAGACUGCUCCAAGGAACGGUGCCACUAAGCAUGACUUGGACCUUAACUCCGAGGUGGACGAACAGUUGCGCUUCAUGGCGCGCAGUAUCCCAGAGUCCGACCAGCGGUCAAUUUAUGAGUGCUGCCUAGAGCACAUCGUUGCCCGAUCUCCAAAGGCCACAGGAUCAGUGAGAGUCAUCUUCAUUUUGAGCACAAAUGUAAAUACCACGUACUUCCAACAGAACGGGACCAUGGUGCGUCAGGUCAUCGAAGAACUGUCAUCAUUCGUUGAGACCGAGGCGGCAAAUGCUCCGCAUGGUUAUCAACUACCCGCGUUGCAGCACCGGCUUGACAUCCUUGCGUUUCUGGCCUGUAGAGUUGGCCAGCUGAUUCCAGAGGACCUCUACAGGCCUCUAUGGGAUCACACUGUCGGUGAUCGGGCUUUGUCUAACCACGCUCGCGACGCAGCAUGGGCUCAACUCCUGCAGGCGACGAAGAUAGCGCCUGAGAAUGAUUUCUGUCAACAGCUGAUCUCCGCAUACGUGCCGACCAUGGACCCACAGUUCUUCACACCUGGAUUGUACGACUAUGUAGCCAGCUACAACUUCCCUCCAACACGCAAAUCUGUUCAGAUCGAUGGUGUGGAACACUCGCUCUUGCAAAUCCCUGGCAGCGACCUCCUUUGGUCUCUAGCUUUGUCCAGCCCUCCCGGAACUAUUGAAGAGCUCGCUGCCCGAGAUCUUGCUGUUCGUUACACACAGAUCUCUCAAAGUCGAGAUGUCGUUCUAUCGGAAGUUGAAAUCGCUCACGUUGAGCUGGUUGAGCGGUGUAUGAAAGAGUUGAGAUCCGCUUCCGUGGCGUUGCGUGAAGGACCUGGUGAAGGUGGACGAGACAGUCAACUUCGGUUCAGUCGCGUCCUGAUGUUUUUGAAAUUGAUGCUUGAAUUGGUACGCCAGAAGCCUGAAUUCAAUCGUGGACGCAGAGCAGAUUCGAAGGUUGAGUCAAUGGACACGGACACCGAUCUCCCGACUGCGGAUGCCAUCACCAUCCGGUAUCAAUUCACGAAUGACAGGCAAAGCAUAACGAUUGCUCCAGACCGCACAGUCGCAGAUUUGUAUCGCAUCUUGUGCCGUGCAACUGAAUGCACGAAGAUCAACCUAUUCGCUGGAGGCCGGAAGCUUGACGUGGUAGAGCGGGCCGAUGAGAAGGUUUCGGAUGUCAACAUUGACGGCCACCUUCUUGUGCAGCCUGUGCAGAGGGAUGAGACAGCACACGCAGUGAGCGCACCCGUUGCGGGCUUCUCUGAGUUCGAGACAAAGCUGGUCAAACACUUUGACGAAAUGUUUGGAUGGAUGGAUGCAGACGACGCAACAAGCCAGCUGCUUUUCGAGUUCUUGACGCUUUUCCCAUACCGCAGCACGAUUACCAACAGUGUGGCUGCUGGAGAGGCAACAUCCGAGAGCCUCUUCCCACCUGGCAGGAACUUCCAAGCAAAAUACGCUGUUCAAGCUAUUCAUAGCAAGUUGAAAGGUCAACUGCGGACAUCAGCACUAGACGAGACUUUCUUGAUUAACGCUAUCAAGCUCCUCGACCGCGCGCUACUUAGUGCAGAGCUCCUCGGCGAGGGAGAAUCUGUUGCUAGCAGACUAACACUCACCGCUGUCUUCGUCAGCGCCAUGCUGGACUUCUUAAAAGAGCGACCGUCUUCCGACCUAUCGAACGAAUAUUUCUCUGACGCGCCCGCAUUGGCUUAUCGUCUUGUCGACAUUCUCUUAGCUGCGACUCGGACCAAAGCCCCCCCGAAAUUUAUACACGAGUGCUACUCGACGAUCCUUGAAGCUUCUUUGUAUUCUCAUGUGAUUUGGGAGACUUUCUGGGGACACCCCCAGAUUCCCCAGAUCCACCGAACGCUUUUAUUGAGCGACACGCGCGCGACACUACGAGACAAGAUCAAACUGAAGAUACUGUAUAUCUGUGGCGGGCACUUGCCAUCCUCUUGUCCAUUGAGCACAGCCGACAUCGUUUCACGUUACUGGACGACCAUUGCAAGCAUUCUGCCUGAAGCUGUUCAAGAAGUGGAGCAGUCUGUUCAGCUUUUUGACCUUGCGCAGUCCGUUUUUCGAAGCUAUGAUGAGCAUCAUCGCAGCGAAGAAAAUCUACGAUCACUACUGCGGAGUUGGAGUUCCUGGUUACUGGCUUACGACCACACCGAGAUUCCUGGCCGGUAUGAGGCUGACAAUGUUGUCUUGGGUUUCACCAAGCUUCUUCUGUGUCUGGUGCAUUCACUGAAGUCUUACAAGCGCCCAUUGAACGCGGGCUCGCUUAUCUCUUCGAUUUUCCAGAAGUUCAUGUUCAACAGCGUACCGUCUGUUCACAGCGUACUGCUAGAAGAUGAUCUCGCAUCCGCCUCGCUGCCUGUCCUAGAGAGCAGCACUCGUCGCGAGCUAUACGAUCUCAUGCUAGCACUAGCGGAUGACAAGCAUUCCUAUGAGCGGCUUCUCCGUCUUAGUGACGACGUUGAAAACAGACAGGUAGCAAACGUCCUACCCACCGUCUCGGUUGAUCGCACCGCCGAGGUUCGCUCUCAGACCGGAUACGUCGGCCUGCACAACCCUCGCGCCAUAUGCUACAUGAACUCUUUAUUAGCUCAGCUGUUCAUGAACUUGGACUUCAGACAAUUCAUGCUUGGCCUGGAGGUCAAAGAUGGCAACGGCUCGCAAAGACUCCUACUGGAGACGCAGAAACUGUUUGCGACGAUGCAGAAUUCAUAUCGCAAGUCUGCUGAUCCACGACCUUUCGCGGAGUGUGUACGGACACUAGACAAGACACCUAUCGAUAUCUCGGUACAGAUGGAUGCCGAUGAGUUCUACAACCUACUUUUUGAUCAGUGGGAAGCACAGCUCGUGAACGAAGGCGAUAAGCGAAAGUUCCGCAACUUCUACGGCGGACAGAUGCUUCAGCAGGUCAAGUCAAAACAGUGCGAACAUGUGUCCGAGCGUGCGGAUUCAUUCUUUGCGUUGCAGUGCGACGUCCAAGGCAAAGCCAAUCUUCAAGAAAGCCUCCAGGCCUUCGUUCAAGGCGAUGUCAUGGAGGGAGACAACAAGUACAAAUGCGAGUCCUGCGAUGACAAAUUUGUCGAUGCAGUGAAAAGAACUUGCCUCAAAUCUGCACCAGAUAACUUGAUCUUCCACUUGAAGAGAUUCGAUUUCGACUUGACCGACUUCAGCCGCAAGAAAGUUCACGAACAUUUCGCAUUCCCGGAAUCGAUAUUGCCGCACAAGGCAGACGUCUUCGAGCUCGUUGGCGUUGUUGUACACUUCGGUAAUUGCGAAAACGGCCAUUACUAUUCAUACAUCCGGAAGCGACCCUGCCCGGCUGGCGACGUCUCGCCUACUUGGCUCAAUUUUAAUGAUGAGCUGGUCGAACCUUUCAAUCCAGCGGAGAUACCACAAAAGGCAUUUGGCGGGUUAUUUGAGGAUGGCUACACUCGCCAGUACAAGAUGUACUCCGCUUACAUGCUAUUCUACCAACGACGGACAGCUAUUGUGAGUGACGAACAGAGCUUGACCGUCUCCCUGAGACCAGAGCCGCCAAAAGUCGAAAUCCCUCAAGCCAUCCGACAGGAGAUUGACCUCCAGAAUGAGGCAUUCAUCCGGGAGUACUCUCUGUUCGACUUGCACCAUUCAGCAUUCAUCCGACAACUAUAUGGCAUGUCGCGGAAAAUCAACAACGGAUCCUGUUCAGAGGACCAUGAGAACGAGUCGCGCGCAACCGAUGUCUUCUUGGCGCACCUGGGUCGCGUGGUCUGGCGGCAACAGACAACUGAACCAUUCGAGCAGGCAUUAAGCCAACUUCGGCGAUCUGUGUUUUCGUGCGAUGCGUGCUGCGGUGCCACUCUUCUGUGGCUUGCACGGGACGAAGAGGCGCUCCACAACCUGCUUUUGCGAUGCCCACAUCUGAGCGUCAGGUCACAGACAAGAUCAUUUCUGGUCGAUAGCCUCAGAGCUAUGCGUGACAAAGAUGUUUACCUCUACAACACAUCCUUCGAAGAUGACGACUCGGAUUCGGGUGACGAUAGCAGCAUCGUUGUCUGGAUCGCAAAACGAUUGGCUGUACUGGUGGAAAGCUCCGCGAAGCAUUCAAGAGCCUGGGAUGAUCUGUAUCUCUUGCUGACGCAGUUUGCCGAGAUGAGCCACGUUGAAGUUGGCGCCUUGCUGGACGCUGAUAUCUUGAACUUCUGCCUCCGUUUGUUCUGUUUGCAAGCCCGUCCAAAGCUUGCGGAUGAGUACAUCGACUUUCACCGAGUUUUUCAGAAGAGGAUUGGCGUCUACAACCGGCUGAUAGGCUUUAUAUCCACUAUGCUUUCGCGCAUGGAUAUAAACCUUUCAACUUCUGAUUCUUGCGACCGGAUGAUGGAAAUGAAUGAAGAUCGCAUGUUAUUCCGACUCACAUUCCAGGAGAAGAGCUUGUUGCUGUGUUGGAACAGCGAAAUCAAGGCAUACGCAGUCAUCGACAAAAUGGUCGAACUGUUCGAUACAUCGAAGACGGAGUCUUACUAUCCAGGAGAGAUAGUCAAAUGGCUGGCCGGAUCGCAUGAAUCCCGCAUCCAGCGCGAUAUCAUGACCAUGAUCAUCCAGGGUAUCAGUGAGUUGAGUAACCCUUACUGUGACCCAUACAUACGAGUGGCUUCCAGCUAUUGCGAGGCUGCUCCCGGUGUGGAGGGUCUCAGCAAAGUCUGCGACAUCGUGGCGAACAGUCUUGCGGUAGUUGAACAAACCUCGGAUGAAAAGAUGGCACCUAGUGGCGGCGAUGUUUUGCGCUUCUUCCGCCAUGUGCUCAGACUGCGCAACACAAACUUUACAUCUGCGGAAACUCACUGGUGUCUUAUCGCUAGAUGCCAUAAGUAUGCCAACGUCCUGCUUCUUUACUCCGACGAAAGCGUUCGCAACAGCACCCACGAAUUCAUCUGCGAACUCUUCACCAAGUACAUGGAGGUCCGUCAGAAUCUGGACGAAGCAUACAAAUACGCCCGAGUCACUCUCGGCGAAAUCAUCAAGAGGGUUGUAUUCGAACCGGAUGCUGGCACACCACGCAGGCGUUUGAUUCCCCUGCUGGAAACCGGCAACUUCCUCGUUUCGUUACUGUCCGACUUGGACUCGAGCCAAGACCGGGACCUCGCCGAUUUGAAGGACGUUGACGACCCAACCUUGGUCUACCAGUGGCAAAUUGAAGUGGAGCCGCGAGUUCGCAUGCUUCCUGAGACUGGUCUACCGAGCCCGGGCGAGGGAGUGUUCGACGCGUCUGACUACGGCAGUGAGUCUGAUGAUGUUGAGCUGCUUGAUCCCUGAGCGUCCAUUGACCACAGUCGUCUGCAGAUACUCCAAGCUCGAUGAAGUCGGUGAGGGACUCUGGCGUAGUUCAGGCAUGUCGGACAUCGUGAGAGAUUGCUGAAGUCGGGGAGUAGUGGAGAUGAUGUGCACGAACCACAGGCGUUACGAGUUGAUGACAUUGAUUCCUGAUUUGGGAGCGAGAGAGCAUACGAUGGAGUUUGGGUGUGUCGUUCCACGACACGAAGACAACAACCUUUGUAGCAUUGGGCGUUUUCGGUAUUUAUAGCAUAGCGUUGGCGAUUGGGAUUCAGGGAUGCGUCACGAGAUCAUGAGCAUGAGCAUGAGCAUGGCGCUUUGGCGUUUCCGCGUAGAUGAGCACAGAGCUUCGAAUACCCAGAU
Boeremia exigua is the source of this 7963-nucleotide messenger RNA. RefSeq lists its product as uncharacterized. NCBI's taxonomy places the organism in Eukaryota, Fungi, Ascomycota, Dothideomycetes, Pleosporales, Didymellaceae. Gene Ontology annotation, cellular component: cytosol; nucleus. The transcript has 6 exons. Gene Ontology annotation, molecular function: cysteine-type deubiquitinase activity; cysteine-type endopeptidase activity. Bases 257 to 7582 code for a protein of 2441 amino acids. Gene Ontology annotation, biological process: protein deubiquitination. The record is from RefSeq and is a predicted model, not a curated record.